AUGGAUUCGGUGGAUAACUCUGAUGAUGCCCUUGAUUUGGUGGGUGAUGGUGGAUUGACUACGAAUGCAGCCAGCACUUCUACACGUAGUGUGGAGAAUGUAGGAGAUGGGAAUGGAAAGCUUGAGGCUAACGGGUUGUGUUUAAAUGCUGCUCAUGGGUCUGAAACUAGUGGGAAUUUUGAUGGCAUUGCUUUUCGCAAUGGUGGAGUUGCCGAGGAAGGUAUUGGGAGCAAGCAAGUAGGGAGUUCAUCGAAUUCAUCCCCUAGAUUGUCAUUGUCUCCUGCUGCAGGGACAUCUCCUACUAUGAAAGGCUACGGUUUGAAGAAAUGGAGGCGAAUUAGGAGAGAUGUGGUUAAGGAUCGUAGUGGUGGUAUGGAUAGUGGCAAAGCUAUGAAGAGGGGGUUGUCCGGUUCUGGUAAUCCGGUCAGACAAGGUAAUCUCGCGUCAUCGAUGGGGGGUAAGCUAUCUAAUGAGAUUUUUAUUGGUUCUGUUGGAGGAAAUGGUGUUCCUGGGUCUAGUUCGGACUCUAGGUUUGCGGUUGGUUCUGCUUUUGCUGCUGGUGCAGACUCCGAGAAUAGUAUUAGUGACGACCAGAGUAGUAAGUCGUCAACUGCAGCCAGUGCUCCAAGAACAAGGAAUGACCUUGCUGGUGGAUCGGGUAAUGGGUGGGAGAAGAACAGAACCAAACCUUUGACUGCAAAGGUUGCUGUAAUCUCGGCUCAACGUGGUCAACUGGGGAAGGGGCAUGUGGAGAGUAGUAAGAAAGCCAGAGGAGAGAGGGCCAAGAUUGAGAAAGAAAGCUCUCAGUCCAGCUUGGAAUCUGAUUCACGAAGCUCCAACUUUGUUUUUACUCAGGGUCUUUACUCAGUUACCAGCAAUGGAAAGCAGAGUGAAACAUCAUUGAAUGAUGAUGAAGAGAAUAGUUAUGAAGCACGUGCAGGUGAGCGUCAAGGUAGUGAGGAAAUUCACACCGGCUAUGAUCAUGAGAGUGUUGAAGAAGUUGGAUACCGUUCUCAAGAUGGUUCAGCAGUAGAUGCAUCAUCACAGAAUAAGAAUGAGAAAAGUGAGAAGAACCACCCUUUGAAAGAGAAGGAUCCUUUAGUCGAAUCCAUGUCUCUGUUGCAAUCUGUGCAAGAAGCCCUUGAAAGUGAGAUUCAAAAACUGGGGGAGAUUGGAAAGAUCAGCAGCUACCAUACAGAUCCUCCUCAGACAGAUCCAGAAGUUUCUUCAAGCCCAUUCUCCCGGUUUGAAGCUGAAACCGUUGCAAUGUUAUCCGAAAAUGUAAAACAUCUAGAAAGCAGGCUGAAGGAGGCAUUGACAAUGCUGUGCGCAAAGGAGGCCAGGGUUGCUGAACUAGAAGACACCUUGCAGCGUGGCAGGUCAGAAAGUCAACAAACAAGUACCACCGAGACAGAGAUUGAGGCUAUGUUCAAGCAGAAGCUGGAGGCUGAGGUCCAGUGUCUGGCAUUAACAAAGACACUAGAGCAUUCUACACCUGGAGAAAUGGAAGCCCGAAUUGGGGAGCAAGAGCAAAUGGUGCUAAAGCUCAGGCAAGUAGAAAGCAAGGCUGAGGAGGUGAAGCGAGGCGUGGAAGAACUGGAGAAGUACAGUGAGGAGGUUUUGGGUGCAGAGAAGGAGGCAUCGGAGAUUCGUCAGGGGUUGUGCAAAGCUGCUUCUUGCUUCUCGAUCCAGUUGAUGCUGCUGAUCUUGGUGGUUUUCUUCGUGAUUUCGCAGCUGUCUCCCAAUGCUGCCGUUGUACCUACAUGA
This is a messenger RNA of Linum trigynum, 1767 nucleotides long. NCBI's taxonomy places the organism in Eukaryota, Viridiplantae, Streptophyta, Magnoliopsida, Malpighiales, Linaceae. The record is from the annotation of a GenBank genome assembly.